This is a messenger RNA of Gracilinanus agilis (Agile Gracile Mouse Opossum), 4661 nucleotides long. RefSeq names its product WAS/WASL interacting protein family member 2 (gene WIPF2). Bases 54 to 1385 code for a protein of 443 amino acids. The transcript has 7 exons. The record is from RefSeq and is a predicted model, not a curated record. Gene Ontology annotation, molecular function: actin binding. Lineage: Eukaryota; Metazoa; Chordata; Mammalia; Didelphimorphia; Didelphidae.
GGCCCAACACUUCCAACCGUUAGAAGACAGCACCAACUGGGAGCAGGGCAAGGAUGCCAAUUCCGCCUCCCCCUCCACCCCCGCCUGGUCCACCUCCACCUCCCACUUUUAACCAGGCAAACACAGAACCACCCAAGCUAAGUAGGGAAGAACAGCGAGGCCGAGGUGCCCUGUUACAGGAUAUCUGCAAAGGGACUCGGCUGAAAAAAGUGACUCAUAUCAAUGAUCGGAGUGCUCCAGUUCUUGAGAAACCAAAAGGAGGAAGCGGGGGUUUUGGUUCUGGAAUAAAUGCCCUGCAGCCCAAGGGAGGUCUCUUCCAAGGAGGAGUGCCAAAACUCAGACCUGUGGGAACAAAGGACAUUUCAGAGAAUCUAGUUGGCAAGACAGUUUUACAGGUCUCUGGUUCCCGAGCCACUGCCCCAAGGCCCCCAGUGUCCACAGGCAGUAACCGUCCCCAAGAUGAUUCAGACAGUACCCGGGCAUCCCCCCCAGAGCUUCCACGGAUGCAGAGACCCUCUUUACCGGAUCUUUCCCGGCCCAAUUCCACCAGCAGUACGGGCAUGAAACAUAGUUCAUCGGCUCCCCCACCACCACCCCCUGGGCGGCGUGCCAAUGCACCCCCUGCACCUUUGCCUAUGCACAGCAACAAAGCCCCAACCUACAACAGAGAGAAGCCUUUGCCACCAACCCCUGGACAGAGGCCUCCCCCUGGCCGAGAGGGGCCCCCUGCUCCACCUCCAAUUAAGCCACCUCCUUCCCCUGUGAAUAUUAGGACAGGACCAAGUGGGCAUAACCAGUCUUUGGCUCCCCCUCCACCGCCUUAUCGUCAGCCUCCUGGGGUUCCCAAUGGGCCCUCAAGCCCCACUAAUGAGUCAGCCCCUGAACUGCCACAGAGACACAAUUCUUUACAUAGAAAGACACCAGGGCUUGUCAGAGGCCUGGCACCUCCCCCACCCACCUCAGCUUCACCUUCUUUACAGAGUAGUAGACCACCUCCCCCAGCCCGAGAACCUCCCAGUAGGGGAGCAGCUCCUCCACCCCCACCACCUUUAAUUCGAAAUGGUGCCCGGGAUGCUCCACCUCCACCUCCGCCAUACCGAUUGCAUGGCUCUACAGAACCUUUAAACAGAGGAAAACCUCCACCUCCACCUUCAAGGACACCAUCUGGGCCACCACCACCACCACCACCUCCCUUGAGGAAUGGCCACAGAGAUUCCAUUGCAACUGUCCGAUCUUUUCUGGAUGAUUUCGAGUCCAAGUAUUCCUUCCAUCCAGUAGAAGACUUCCCUGCUCCAGAAGAAUAUAAACACUUUCAGAGAGUUUAUCCCAGCAAAACAAACCGAGCCAUCCGUGGGGCCCCACCCCUGCCACCUACUAUCAGGUGAAGCCCAGGUGGGUUCAUUUCCUCAGCAAAAGGAUGGACCUCCUCCAGUUCUCAAAUGGUCCCUACUGCUUCCCCCAAACCUGCAUGAGAACUCCCAUUGUGUUCUUCCAGUGCAACCAACCGCUCAGAAUUCAACAUCCUUCCCAGUUCAUCUUCAUCUAUGCAUCUCCUCGCUGGACUUGAUUGGACUGUCUUAUUUUGGCAGUGGAUUCCCUAUUCCUCUACUCCCCUUUAUCUAGUGAACCCUGCUAGUGGUGUGAGGAAAUAGCUUCUGUCUCCUGUUCUCUCUUUGGAGAGAGGUGCCUUGUGAUGAAUUCACUAAUCAGAGCAGGGUGAAAACAGUAUCAUUCUUGUUUCCACAUCAAAUCCUCCCCUUCCCCACCCCCAGGAAGCCAAAUAGGUGUAUAUGGACUUUAAGCCAUUAGGUUCCUUGGCACAGCUAUUUCCACCUCUGUCCUUUGUGGGGAGAGUGCCAUCUUAAGUAAAAUAGGAAAGAAGUAUGCAGAGAGGAUAUCUGCUUCAAAGGUCACAGUUGCAGAAUGGGACAGGAAAGGGGGUCUGCUUUCUUCCUAGGGUGUCUUUUUUUUUUUUUUAACAUGGGGUUAAAGUUCUAGACUACAGUUGGGUUUAAAUAUUACAUACUAAUCAGUUAAGCUUAAAGCAUAUGCUAAAAGGGGAGAAUAGGCUCAGGCUAAGAAUUUUGCAGCGCUAGCCAAUUCCUCCAAAGCAAAGGGACCAAAAGAAGAUUGAGUCUUCAGGGGCCCCCUGCCUCAUUUACCCAGGAACUUGGUUGGCCAAGUAGGCUCAAUUGAAGAACCUUUCUAAUCCCUUGGAUCACAUGCUAAGGAUCUGUCACCAUUGCAGGUCCAUAGUGGCUCCCAUGGGAGAAGAUGGAGCUGAAUUGCAUAUAUGUAUAUGACUGAACCCUUCUUGUUAUAUUCCAGACCAAAUCCAGUGCUGUUUUACCUUCAUUAUUUUUAUGCCAACUGUUGGUUUGAUUAAGUCAGUUGUAGGGAAACCUUUUCUAAUUGUUUUUAUUUUAAAACCUGAUAGCAGUUAUCCCCCAGAGAUGCCUCAGCACCUGGGAUUGGGAGGAUAUGGAAAGGCUCCCCUGGCCAGGAACUCAGGGGAAGGGAAGGAGGAAAGAUUGAUAUUUAAUAGUACUGAUCAUUUACUUAGUCCUGACUGUGAAGUCUUCAGAUCAUUGUUGAAAUGGAAAUUGGCAUCUUUUAUACAAUGUUCUGUGAUGGUGUUUUUCUUUACAAUAUUCAAACAUAGAACAGAAAGAGAAGUAUUUGUAAUCAUGGAAGCCAAACCCUAAUUUUUCUUGUGGGAUUGGUACCUUUUUUCCCAUUACUUGCUCCUUUGGAUUUUGGACUGUGUCCCAUUGGGCAUCCAUUGGACUUUCAAUGUCUUACUCCUUGAAAAAGGUUGGCUAAGCUCAAGUCAAAUGGAUUUUUCUUCUUCAGAGUGUGUUGAUGAUCCAUUAUGUAGUUUAAUGUCUUGCCUUACACACUAAUCUGUCCCACUGGUGGUACUAGAUUUAUUUUCAUGACACAACCAGAACAGUAAUUCAUUCAUUCAACUUUAUUAAGAGGCUAUGCUUGAGUAAUGGGAAUGUGACUCAUAGUUACUGAUCUAUUUUGUAUGUUAAAAAAACAAACUUGUAAUAUAGGUUUAAGGUGGGCUGGCUGCAAGGGCACUAAAACUUCUCACCUUUGAACUGCUCUUUUCUCUGCUUGUGGGAAUGUUGUUACCUCCUUAGUUGAAGAUUGGUUGGGUCUCAUGUUGAGGCUUCUUCCAGUCAAAGAACCCUUAUGUCCCCUCUCUGAAGGAAGAGAUGGUGCCCAGCUCUGCUCAUCAGAAAGCUGAAUUAAAAGCCCCCAGCUGGGGUUGGGUUUGGUUUUUUUUUUUCCCUAAUGGGAAAAACUUAAUAUUUGUUUCCUGUUGCCCUGGCUGCAAAGCAGAUGGGUAGCCUCAAGCCUAAAUGAGAGCAAUGCCCCUCUACUUCUAUCCCAUCUACCCAGGUCACAGCACUUUUGACAUUGUGUUGGUUCUGUGUAUUGUGGGGUUGGAAUGCUGCUCAAGCUUCAAACCCUUGCUUUUCCUGAAACCAGGGCGCCUGGACUAUUGGAGUGGCUGUAGGGUUCCCUAGGAACACAUCCCAGCCCUCUUUAUUUGGCAAGGGACAGGAAGGGAGGACCUCUUUUGGCCUCCCAACUUGAAACCCAAAUGAACCUCUAGGGAGAGGUGAGAAGAAAAUGUGUAAAUAGACUUAAGCAUUGCUAUAGAGUAACUCAGGGCUGGGGUAUAUUUUAAUUAUCCUGAUCACUUGAAAUAACUCAUAGACUAAGUGAAUUUUGGAAUGGGGUAGGAAAUGUGUCCCCAUUGUUCUUUUACCCUAAGGGGCCUAAGGGGGGGUAAAUUGGGGUCUUCUGAGACUCUGCUUUUAUUUUUAAUGGCACUACAAUGAGUUGUCUGCCCUUGAAACCCUACCUGGGAUCAAUGGCAAACCAAAUUCCUUACAUUCCAGUCUUGGUCUUUCCCAGUUUCAUCCCAGCCCCUGGCUAUAAGGUCCGGGUGGCUCCCUGCCAAUCAUUCCUUGGAAUCCGGGGAUUGUGGGAGAGUUGGCUCACUGCAACAUAACAUUGCCUUUGAAAUUCAUCUGCUUUAAAACAACUGAAGCAAGAACAUGCAAAAAAACAAAACAAAACUGUUUAAUGGAAGGAAGUGUUUGGAUCCAUUCAACUCCACGUUCAUUGUGCCUUUACCCUAUGUCAGGCAUCUAUGCUCCCUCUUCCUCUUGAACUGAAACAAUUUAAAUCUUCCUUGUCUACUGCUGUUCCCUUCUUCCUCUACACUUCUUUGUAGAUCUGGUGGGCUCUUCUUCUCUAAUCCUUGUGAGUCUCAUUUCACCAGUGGCAGAGGACCAGCUUCUCUUUCUCCCUACCUCUCUUUCUUCCCCAGAGUGACAAGCAUGGAUGUCACAGUAAUCAACACUGUAUAAAUAUACCCAGAAUGAUGAGAGAGGGUGUGUGCACAUGUAUGCCUGAGAGUGAGUGUGUGUAUGUGUAGUCUGCAUGUAGAUGGAUUUUUAAAAUAAUUUAUUAUAUGAAUAUAUGGAUGUUAUGUUUUGAUCCAUAAUUCUUCCCUAGUUGUGUUGAUUUUUUCCCCCCUCCUCUAAGAUGUAGUCUGGUCUCAGGUUGGAUUCUUUGGUACACUUCUCCCUUCUGGGUGCCAUGCAGCUAUUUAAUUAAACCUCAUUUUACAAACCAAA